Schistocerca gregaria is the source of this 867-nucleotide messenger RNA. RefSeq lists its product as uncharacterized. The transcript has 4 exons. The coding region runs from base 10 to 540 and encodes 176 amino acids. NCBI's taxonomy places the organism in Eukaryota, Metazoa, Arthropoda, Insecta, Orthoptera, Acrididae. The record is from RefSeq and is a predicted model, not a curated record.
UGGUUCACGAUGUCCAAUGUGCCACGGAGCGAUCCGAUUCCGAUCCCGGCGAGGAGGGGGGAAGAGUACUUCGUCCCUUGGAGGCAGUUUUCCAAGGGGAGGAGCGUGGUGGAGGAGUGCAGGGCGUUCCCGCGCGCGCAGUCCGUGUCCAGGGAGGACCUGGAGUACUUCCUGCGGUCGGUGCACUACCGCUGCGACUACGUGCGGCUGCGCGCCCGCAGGCGGCUGGAGGACAACGGCAACGGCAACGGCAACGGCGAUGGCGACGACUGGGCGGGCCUGCCCAACUACAGUACGGAUGUCACGCGACCUUCGCCACAGAGAUCAGCUGUGGUCGUUCGUGAAGCGCGGAGAGUUCUCGAGACUGUGGAAGAAGCUGAAGAGGAGUGUGAAAUAAAGGAAGAAGUGGAAAUGGUGGAGAUGGCAGACAAGGACAAAGAGCUGCCAGGUGUUGGAAGCGAGAGGAAGGAGGCUAAGGACGAGAAACAACGAGUUUCUCGACCGCGGGCUUGUAGUCUCCCCCGGUGCGUGCUGAUGUGAGCCCAGCUGCCCCAACUCUCGAGCUGACAAUUCAGUUCCCAAACCUGCUACGUCUAGGUUAAAUGAAGUGUCAUCGUUUACAACUUCUUGACCAAAUAGAUGGACAAGUGGAAACCUCCACGUAUAUUCUACGAGAAAAGAUGCAUGCCAAUGAAGAGCUCUGUCAUCUUACACAUAUGGAAUGCUGCAAAAAAUGCCCGGUUUAUUUGUAUAUAUUGCACGCAUCUGUAGCACGUACCUGUACAUUCAACAAAAUCAUUCAUAAUUUUUCUACGUUAUACGUAUUUAUGUUCAUAGAAUAUUAAAUAGCCGUAUUUUUUACUUUCU